Molecule: messenger RNA, 1955 nt
Organism: Otolemur garnettii (small-eared galago)
Lineage: Eukaryota; Metazoa; Chordata; Mammalia; Primates; Galagidae
Gene: TDRKH
Product: tudor and KH domain containing
Biological process (GO): spermatogenesis
Molecular function (GO): RNA binding
Source: RefSeq, a predicted model, not a curated record
AUGAGAGGUGGCGGUCGCCAGGGUGAGGUGCAGUGGAGCUCGCUACGGCCGACUUAGAGACGUGAAUGUAAGUCAGCGGAAAUGUCCACUGAACAAAAUUCUUGGACACGCCUGUUCACGGCUCAGAAAAUAGCCCUGGGCCUGGGCAUCCCAGCCAGUGCUGCAGUCGCCUACAUCCUGUACCGCAGGUACAGGGAGAGCAGAGAAGAGCGGCUGACGUUCGUUGGGGAGGAUGACAUUGAAAUAGAGAUGCGAGUUCCCCAGGAAGCUGUGAAGUUCAUCAUUGGCCAGCAAGGAGCCAAUAUUAAACAGCUGCGGAAACAGACAGGUGCUCGUAUUGAUGUGGACACAGAGAAUGUAGGCGAUGAGCGAGUGCUGCUUAUCAGUGGUUUUCCUGUUCAGGUGUGCAAGGCCAAAGCUGCGAUCCAUCAGAUCCUGAUAGAGAACACCCCAGUGUCUGAGCAGCUCUCAGUUCCCCAGAGAUCUGUGGGCAGAAUCAUAGGAAGAGGCGGUGAGACGAUUCGUUCUAUCUGUAAGGCCUCUGGAGCCAAAAUUACCUGUGACAAAGAAUCAGAGGGGACAUUACUACUAUCAAGACGUAUAAAAAUCUCAGGAACACAGAAGGAAGUGGCAGCAGCCAAGCAUUUGAUACUGGAGAAAGUUUCAGAAGAUGAAGAACUUCGGAAGAGAAUUGCACAUUCUGCAGAAACCAGAGUUCCACGCAAGCAACCAAUCAGUGUGAGAAGAGAGGAACUCACAGAGCCGGACAGAGCUGGAGAGCCAGCAAUAGGGAAAAACAUGAGUUCUAGCAUGGGGCAGCCUGCUCCCCGGGCAGUUACUCCCCACAAAGGAGGCGGUGACAUGGCUGCUGUGGGGCCAAAGGAAAGCUCCUGGGAGAAACCUAAUGAUGACAGCAUUCAGAAGUCUGGCGCCCAGGCCAUUCCGGAGAUGUCUGUGUACGAAAUCCCCAGUCCUGACUUCAGUUUCCAUGCCGAUGAGUACCUAGAAGUCUAUGUCUCUGCAUCUGAACACCCUAACCACUUCUGGAUCCAGAUAAUUGGCUCCCGCAGCCUGCAGUUGGAUAAGCUUGUCAAUGAGAUGACCCAGCACUAUGAAAAUAGCCUGCCUGAAGAUUUGACUGUGCAAAUAGGAGACAUUGUAGCAGCACCUUUACUUACAAAUGGUUCCUGGUAUCGAGCCCAGAUCCUUGGCACCUUGGAAAAUGGGAACUAUGACCUCUACUAUGUUGACUUUGGAGAUAAUGGAGAUUGUCCACUGAAAGACCUCAGGGCACUCAGGUCAGUGCAGAGGCCAGAAUGGAGUAUAAUCCCCACCCUGUCAGCACUGGCCCCUUCUGAGGUUUGCUCCUACAAUCUUUUGCCAGGUGAACAGUGGGAAGAGGAAGCAUUGGAUGAAUUUGACAGACUCACUCACUGUGCUGAUUGGAAGCCCCUUAUGGCCAAGAUCUCUAGCUAUGUCCACACUGGGGUCUCAACGUGGCCAAAGAUCUACUUAUAUGACACUAGCAGUGGGGAGAAACUUGAUAUUGGGCUAGAAUUAGUUCGUAAAGGAUACGCAGUUGAGAUUCCUGAAGACAUGGAAGAAAACAGAGGUGUCCCAGACAUGUUGAAGGAUGUGGCCGCAGACACAGAUGCCUCUCUCAUCUCUGUGUUCACUGAGACCGAAAAGAGUCCUGGAGGGAUGACAUAUACCCUACCCUCCCCCAGCUUGUCGGAACCUGCCUCUGUGUCUGGUCAUAACCUUGAAGACAACUCCUCACUCUCAACAGGACUCAGCUUGCACAGUCAUCUCCUUUGCUGUGAGUGGAGCCAUCAUCUGUCUGUAACAACAGGAAAGUAAUGAGGGUGACAACAGGGGCCUUGCUUGACAACUCCUUGCCUGUUCCCUGUCUUAAUAUGCUUCUGUGCAGCUGCUUUCUUAUAGUUAAAUUUGCA